Molecule: messenger RNA, 1976 nt
Organism: Exophiala xenobiotica
Lineage: Eukaryota; Fungi; Ascomycota; Eurotiomycetes; Chaetothyriales; Herpotrichiellaceae
Exons: 2
Coding region: 150-1976 (608 amino acids)
Source: RefSeq, a predicted model, not a curated record
CCAUGUCCAAUGGGCUUGAACUUUUGGCUCAGCCUCAACCGACUGGUCGGGCACAGCCUCAGCCUCAUUGCACAACGACUCAAGCAACAACCUCAACUCAUCAUUUUCAGUUUGUUCUACAUCUCUAACAUCUCUCCUCUUACCGCGAAAUGCGCCUGCUAAAUACAACAAUACUCAAGCUGGAAGAAUUCGUGGCCACGGAGGGCAUCAAGUACGCAAUUCUCUCGCAUCGUUGGGAAGAUGAAGAAGUCUCGCUUCAGCAGUUCGUUGCUGGCGACGCUCAUGGCAAGCUCGGCUACAUCAAAAUCCAGCGCUUCUGCGAACUAGCCGCAAAAAACGGACAUCAAUACGCGUGGGCCGAUACCUGCUGCAUCGACAAGACGAGUAGUGCUGAGUUGCAGGAGGCCAUCAACUCCAUGUAUCGGUGGUACGAGGAGGCCGCUGUUUGCUACGUAUACUUGUCCGACGUGGACUCGCUUGAGGACUUGGAUAAGAGUGCAUGGUUCACGAGAGGAUGGACUCUGCAGGAAUUGAUAGUAUGUUGUGCCUGGAUCUCAAGGAGUCUUCUGCUGACAACUAGGUUCUUCAAGGCUCCGGAGAGCGCAACGUUCUACAAUUGUCGGUGGGAAUCCAUAGGAACCAAAACGUCCCUGGCGGAGGCGCUUUCGGGGAUUAGUGGUGUCCCAGUCGAGCUUCUUAAAGGAGCCACCGCCAAGAUUGGACGGUCAGCUAUUCGUAACCGCCAUGUACUCGAAAGAUGGAGUGUGGCACAAAGGAUGUCUUGGGCUUCCAAGAGGGUGACUACCCGGACAGAGGAUACAGCAUACUGCUUGAUGGCAUUGUUCGACGUCAAUAUGCCAAUGCUUUACGGAGAAGGACACAAAGCUUGCAGAAGGCUGCAAGAAGAGAUCAUUCGGACUUCUGACGAUCAUUCUAUCUUCGCAUGGAGCUGCGAAGGCGACGGCCCGCGCGAUCUCCUUGCAUCCAGCCCAACCUGUUUUGAGGAUUGUGCUAACACGGUAUCUGACAAGGUUUUGCAAAAGCCAGGAAUUACACCGGAACAGUUCUCUCUGACCAAUGUCGGCCUUUCCAUUUCUCUGCCAAUGAAGCGGUGGAAUAUGACCACAUACCUUGCGGUGCUCGACUGCCGGGCAGAGGCUCCGUAUGCCCUAUCGCACUGCACGGGUAUCUUUCUCGCGAGGACCCCACGGACCGGCCAAGUUUUCCGAACCUCUUCAAUGGCAAAGGACAUCUACCAUCUCGAUGACUCGUAUUGGCUGAACCCUGUCUGGGCUGAGUGUGAAAAGCACAAGAUUUUGAUCGUCUCACGACCUGGCGGCCAGCACAUGAUGGAUUCUUACCACCAUAGAAUUAAUCACGGCUUUGAUUUCAGCCUGACUUCAAAUCCCUUAUUCGGGGCCACCGCCAACGGCAAGGUAGAUUUUAGGCUUUCUGGCUAUACUUCACUGAAUACGAACCUUUUCGAACCUUGGCAUCUGUGGAGAGCGACAUUUGCAGAUGGGCAACAAUGGAUGAUGAUGGAUUUUAUGAUACCAGAGAACACGGGCCCAUUGGUCGAAUCUUUUUUGGUUUUGCUUUCGACUUCAGCCCCGUCUGUUUACUCAAGUACUAGUACUGAAGAAGCCUUCGAAAUGUCAGCUUCGAGUAAGCAGAUUUACACAAACAGGGGAAUCAGGGAGAAAAUCGAGCUUCACGGGCGGCAAGCUCCUGAGAGCGUUUCUGAGCAAAGUGUCUUUGAGCCAAGCGUGCUCAUGGUUGAAGAGCCUAUUGAGUCAUACUGUGCCCUGCGCGCCAGUGCGGUCUAUGGUCUGGAUGCAAGAAUAAAACACCUCAACACUCGAGUCAAGAUAUUUCUUCCGGGGGGAGACAAAUCAAUCGCCUGGACUGUUAUUAUAUCGCCCUGGUACGAGUCGGUGUUGUCUGAAAAGGAGCUGGUACAGUAUGGACGCGGUUAG